GAUAUCGUCUGGUUUCCAUUUAAAAAUCUCCGCGUUCGUCAAAUCCAAUGUAUGCACAGUGGCCUUUUCACUUGGAAGAUUGCCAGAGCAAGCAUUCUCCUGCGCAGUGGGAUGCGUUCAAGAUUCCAAUAAAGCUUCUCAAGCAGUCACAUCCAAUUCAAUCAUCAGGACUCCUAGUCUUACCUAAUGAGCUGCUGCUUGAAAUCCUGGUGCACGUUGAUUCAGUCGGUCAGUUGUUCCUAGCACUCACGUGCAAGCGGCUGCUCGUUGUCUCCUCGAUGACUAUCACAAUGAUCCCUUCAGCGCCCAAGCACCGCGCGUAUUAUCUGGAUUGCUCUGCAAUGCUCGCCCUCUUACACGUUGUACAGCCACGGGAUGCUCGAGGGCGAUCCAAGAAGUCUUGGGCGCCAUGUUGCGUCUGCUAUCGAUACCGACCUAAGAGGAAAGGCUACUGGAAAGGCGUGCAAAAGCGUUACCCGAAAGAGAUGGCUUGCGGGAUUUUGGCCGGCCACGACUCGAUUGUUCAGUCGUGGAGCGAAAAGCGUUCGUCCUCAUAUCAAUGUCCAAGUUGCUGGUGUGAAGAACGCGUGAUUAAGUACGGACAUUUGGCGUAGAUGAUGGCCGAUGUAAAAUGCACUUAGCGGGCAUGUGCUCGCUUUUUACCUAAGCCUUUUCCGACGCCCUUACGUCAUUUCUGUUUAGGGUAGCUAGUACCUAAGUCAAUAAAUCUGGAACUCAGACAUCUUGUUAGA
Fusarium oxysporum Fo47 is the source of this 752-nucleotide messenger RNA. RefSeq lists its product as uncharacterized. Gene Ontology annotation, molecular function: protein binding. NCBI's taxonomy places the organism in Eukaryota, Fungi, Ascomycota, Sordariomycetes, Hypocreales, Nectriaceae. The transcript is spliced from 2 exons. The record is from RefSeq and is a predicted model, not a curated record. The coding region runs from base 48 to 614 and encodes 188 amino acids.